GUUCCGUUUCUCCUCUGUGCCUCGACCAUUAGGGGGUUCGGGUGUCGGACUGCGAUGCCCUAAAUAUGAUCAAAAUAUUGUCUUUGACCAAUGAAGUUGUGGCUUGUGGGAAACCCCGAAAAUUAUGCGAAAAUCAGAUUCUUAUUUUUGACCAUUAUAUAGUGAGAUUUUCGUAUUAGUAUGAUCUCUUUUCAAAAAUGAACAUAGAAAGUGCUGCAGUAAACAUUUUGAAACGGGGAGUGGAGUUGGAUACUAAGAAACGUUAUACGGAAGCUCUUGUGUGUUAUCAGGAAGGCUUGCAAGUAUUAGUUGAUAAGAUGAGAGGUGAAAAUGAUGAAACAAACAAGAAUUAUUUAAGGAAAAAAGUUGAAGAGUACAUGAACAGAGCUGAAGCUAUAAAGAAGCUAGUAUUAAAACAGAAGGAAGAAGGAAAGUUUCAUGAACAGGUGCAUAUAGAGAAUGAAUCUACAGGCCACGGGUAUAAGACACUGUUUGGGAGAUUUCUUGAUGAAGAAGUUGAGUUUGUUGUUAUUGAAGACCCUUAUGUUAGAAGUUUUCAUCAGUGUCAGAACUUCCUCCGCCUAUGCGAAUUAUUAGUGAAGUCAUGUGAUAAUUUAAGUCAAAUAAAAUUAACAACAACCAAAGACGCAAAAUCUCAAGCUAAUCAGAAAGAAUGGUUCUAUAAUUUAACAAAUGACCUACAGAAGUAUGGAGUAAGACUCCUAGUCAUCUACUCUGAUACACUGCAUGAUAGGCAAAUAAUAUUAAGCUCAGGAUGGAUAAUCAAAAUAGGCAGAGGUCUUGAUUUCUACAAGGCACCAAGCAAUAAGUUCUGCCUCGGCAUAUAUGACCUGGACUUACGACAGUGCCACGAGACAAUUGUUGACAUAGUGCAUUCAAAGAAUGUCAAGCUGUCAUAACUGAUAACCUUGGAAUUUUAUGGAUUUUUUAUAUUUUUACCUACAACUUAAAAAGGCCUUUUGUGCGGAGACCAUUAUGAAGUUUUGAAAAUAUUGACGAUGUGAUUAAAGACAAAUAAAAGAAUAUAUGUUUAUAA
Messenger RNA from Pararge aegeria (speckled wood butterfly), 1057 nucleotides. Its product is annotated as MIT domain-containing protein 1-like. Bases 198 to 920 code for a protein of 240 amino acids. Lineage: Eukaryota; Metazoa; Arthropoda; Insecta; Lepidoptera; Nymphalidae. The record is from RefSeq and is a predicted model, not a curated record. The transcript has 5 exons.